Mitosporidium daphniae is the source of this 816-nucleotide messenger RNA. RefSeq lists its product as uncharacterized. Gene Ontology annotation, biological process: peptidyl-lysine dimethylation. Lineage: Eukaryota; Fungi; Microsporidia. The transcript has a single exon. Bases 1 to 816 code for a protein of 271 amino acids. Gene Ontology annotation, molecular function: protein-lysine N-methyltransferase activity. The record is from RefSeq and is a predicted model, not a curated record.
AUGUUGCAAGAUCUGUUCCAUACCAAUGAAGACGAUGCCGUCGCCGCCAGUUCUGGAGGCCAACCCCCACAAACGGUCCGGUCCUUUUCACAUCAUAUGAAAACUCGACCCGUCGAGAUAAAGCUAACCCUGCUCAACCAACAUCACUCACUCUGGGCAAAUUGCCUAUGGAAUGCCAGUGUAGCAAUUGCAGAUCUGCUGGAAACAACGUUUCUUCCCCAUUGUAGCGGAAAGCGUGUUCUUGAACUGGGAUGCGGCGCGGGCCUCCCAUCGCUUGUAGCGCAUCAGCUUGAUGCAAAGGAGGUCCUUCUCACCGAAUAUCCAGAAGAAACCCUUUUAAAGAUUGUUAACCAAAACAUUUCUAUAAACAUCAAAAAGGGAUCCUCCCAUAUCAAGGCUAGCGGUCUGCGAUGGGGAGAUCGGCAGGAGAUAUCCAAAAUCCGCGCUGCCUAUCCAGAUGGCUUUGAUUUGAUUAUUCUCUCUGAUUUGAUUUUCAACCACUCUCAGCAUAUCCCGUUGUUGGCCACGGCAUCGGCUCUUCUCAAUAAAAAUAGCCGCGACGCCAUGCUUUUAGUGGCCUUUUCUCACCAUCGGCCACACAAAAUAAGCGAGGAUUUGAACUUUUUCCAUCUGGCUGCACAUGGCCGCGCUCCCGAAGAGGCUGGACACAACGACACCUUUCCGGGGCUUUCUUUUCCGCCAUUUAUUGUGGUGAAGACAGAUACCAUCGUGAUGCAACCCAUGUUUGAACAUGACAAGGGCGACCCUGUGAUCCGCUCCCAGGUCCAUGUGUACACCCUAAAGCAUGCCCAGUAA